CUUCUUCUUCUUCCUACUCCCACACAGGGCACAACAGAGAGCUUACCAACAACAAUUUAAGCAAGCCUUAGCUUAUUCGUAUUUAUAUAUGUCUGGUUCCGUGAACAUAACGUCGAUAAAGACGUCGUCGAACGGCGUGUGGCAGGGCGACGACCCCCUCCUCAUCCUCCAAACCAUCCUCAUCCUCCUCGUCAGCCGCCUCCUCUCCUUCCUCCUCAAACCCCUCCGCCAACCCAACGUCAUCGCCGAGAUCAUCGGCGGGAUCAUACUGGGGCCGUCGGCGCUGGGGCGGAACAAGACGUACCUCCAUGCGGUGUUCCCGGCGUGGAGCACGCCGAUCCUGGAGUCGGCGGCGAGCAUCGGGCUGCUGUUCUUCCUGUUCCUCGUGGGGCUGGAGCUCGACCUCCGGUCGAUCCGCCGCAGUGGGCGGCGCGCCUUCGCGAUCGCGGCGGCGGGGAUCUCGCUCCCCUUCGCCUGCGGCGUCGGCGUGGCCUUCGUGGUCCGCCGGGCGAUCCCCGGCGCCGGGGCAUCGGAGGGGGGCUACGCGGCGUUCCUGGUGUUCAUGGGCGUGGCGCUGUCGAUCACGGCGUUCCCCGUGCUGGCGCGCAUCCUGGCGGAGCUGAAGCUGCUGGCGUGGGUGCUGCUGGCGCUGGCGGUGGCGGUGUCGGGGGACCGCCGCAGCCCGGCGGUGUCGGCGUACGUGCUGCUGUCCGGGGUGGCGUUCGUGGCGGCGGGGAUGGGGGCGGUGCGGCCGGCGAUGGAGUGGGUGGCGCGGCGCGCGGCGGAGGGCGGGGAGGGCGAGGCGCUCUGGAUCUCCCUCACCCUCGCCGGCGUGCUCGUCUCCGGAUUCCUCACCGACCUCAUCGGCAUCCACGCCAUCUUCGGCGCCUUCGUCUUCGGCCUCGCCGUCCCCAAGCACGGGCCCUUCGCCGAGCGGCUGACGGAGCGGAUCGAGGACUUCGUCUCGGGCCUGCUGCUGCCGCUCUACUUCGCGUCGAGCGGGCUGAAGACGGACGUCGCCACCAUCCGCGGGGGCACCGCGUGGGCGCUCCUCGCCAUGGUCAUCGCCACCGCCUGCGCCGGCAAGAUCCUCGGCACCUUCGCGGUCGCCAUGGCGUGCCGCAUGUCCGCCAAGGACUCCAUCACGCUCGGCGUGCUCAUGAACACCAAGGGACUAGUCGAGCUCAUCGUCCUCAACAUCGGCAAAGAGAGAAAGGUGCUGAACGACGAGACGUUCACUAUUCUGGUGCUGAUGGCGCUCUUCACCACCUUCAUCACCACCCCGACCCUCAUGGCCAUCUACAAGCCCGCCCGCACCGACCACCACCACCGCCGCAAGCUCCGCGGCUCCGCCUCCCCCUCCUCCCCCUCCUCGUCCUCGUCCUACGUCGCGGCCGACCCGAAAGAGCUCCGCGUCCUCGCCUGCGUCCGCGGCGACCGCGACCGGGACGUCCCCUCACUCGUCCGCCUCAUCGAGACCCUCCGUGGUAGGGACGCCACCGACGGCAAGCACCGCUGCUCCCGCUCCCUCAAGCUCUACAUCCUCCGCCUCCUCGAGCUCACCGAGCGCCCCUCCUCGAUAAUCAUGGCCCGCGCCGUCCUCCGCAACGGCCUCCCCUUCCUCCCCCGCCGCCGCCCCAGCGGCGACCACAUUGCCGUCGCCUUCGGCGCCACCAGCCGCGUCCGGGGCCUGACCGCCGUCUCCUCCCUCGCCACCAUGCACGAGGACGUGUGCGCCGUCGCCGGGGAUAAGCGCAUCACCCUCCUCCUCGUACUCUUCCACAAGCACCGUGCCGACUCCGACCACCACCGUCGCCAUCACCACCACCACCACAGCAGCAGUGAAGAUGGCAGCGACGACGACAUGGAGAGCGUUGGACAGGGGUGGCGCACCAUGACCCAGAGGAUACUUAAAGAAGCGCCGUGCUCGGUGGGGGUGCUCGUAGACCGGGGCUUCGGCAGCAAGGAACAGACCACCGACGAGGCGUAUCGGGUGUGUGUUGUGUUCUUCGGUGGGCCCGACGACCGGGAGGCGCUGGAACUGGCCGGGAGGAUGGCGGAACAUCCGCGGGUUAGGGUUACCGUAGUGAGGUUUAUUACCCCGGAGAAGGAUGGUGAGGAGAAGAAGCCGGGCGUCACCCUCCGGCCGUCGCAGCGAAAGAGCUCGGAGAGGAGCUACACCUUCUCCACCGCCGACGUCGACCGCGAGCGGGAAAAGGAGCUUGAUGAGGCAGCAAUAGCGGAGUUCCGGCAGAAGACGGAAGGGGCGGCUAGCUACGAGGAAAGGUCGGUGACUGCCGGCAACGUAGUGGAGGCGGUGUUAGCGAUCGGGCGAAGCGGCAAUUACGAGCUCAUGGUGGUCGGGAAGGGCCAGUUCCCAUCCGCGAUGGUCGCUGAGCUCGCUGGCCGGCCCGCGGAGCACCCUGAACUGGGCCCCAUUGGGGACGCACUCGCGUCCGGCCGCCACGGCAUCGGCUCCUCCGUGCUCGUUAUCCAGCAGCACAAUUCAGUCCACUCGGAGGAGACGCCCGUGUCCGUCGUCUUCGACGGUGAUGCCGCCACCGCCGCCGAUCCCCCCAAGGCCUUGCCUGAGCCGUAGGAUCAGUUCUUCGCAGAUUCGACUUACAAACCGAGUUUCACUAAUAUGAUGAUAAAUUGUUGUUACGUAUAAUUUUUUCUUUUAUUUUUAUUAUCAUGGAUUAUCAUAGAGUAUAUAUAGAUGAAUUCGAAGCCUAAAAGAGAUAUCAUAACUGCGCUCAAGCAUUAAAGGGUCGAAAUAUGUACAUAGUCCAUCUCUAUUGCGUUUGGACUCUACCCACCAAACAAGGUAACACAAAUAAGGUUUAAGCUUUCGAAUAA
Messenger RNA from Ananas comosus (pineapple), 2859 nucleotides. RefSeq names its product cation/H(+) antiporter 20-like. Gene Ontology annotation, biological process: regulation of pH; proton transmembrane transport. The record is from RefSeq and is a predicted model, not a curated record. NCBI's taxonomy places the organism in Eukaryota, Viridiplantae, Streptophyta, Magnoliopsida, Poales, Bromeliaceae. Gene Ontology annotation, molecular function: antiporter activity. Gene Ontology annotation, cellular component: membrane; endomembrane system.